This is a messenger RNA of Lytechinus pictus (painted urchin), 399 nucleotides long. Its product is annotated as accumulation-associated protein-like. The record is from RefSeq and is a predicted model, not a curated record. Bases 1 to 399 code for a protein of 132 amino acids. NCBI's taxonomy places the organism in Eukaryota, Metazoa, Echinodermata, Echinoidea, Temnopleuroida, Toxopneustidae. The transcript has a single exon.
AUGUCCACCCGACCCGGACAGCCCGCCGUACCCGUCCAGCCCGGACAGCCUGCCGUACCCGCCCAGCCCGCCGUACCCGCCCAUCCCGUACUGCCCGCCGUACCCGCCCAGCCUGGACAGCCCGCCGUACCCGCCCAGCCCAGACAGCCUGGACAGCACGGCCAAUUCGGACAGCCCGCCCAGCCCGGACAGCCCGCCCAACAGAGCUACGUCGAGGUGACAUCGGAAUCUUUGCCCAGCGCCAAUCAACGCUUCAAUCGGGUGACUAUUCGUACUGAUUUACCUGCUAAAAUGAAAAAAGAAAGAGGCCGAUUAGCUUCAUUGGCAUACAAACUCCGCCAUGAAAAGAAACUAGCCACGAGAAUAAGAGAUUGGAACCAAGAUAUUCUUACAAACUAG